Messenger RNA from Lineus longissimus, 6834 nucleotides. RefSeq lists its product as uncharacterized. The record is from RefSeq and is a predicted model, not a curated record. NCBI's taxonomy places the organism in Eukaryota, Metazoa, Nemertea, Pilidiophora, Heteronemertea, Lineidae. Bases 63 to 6416 code for a protein of 2117 amino acids. The transcript has 25 exons. Gene Ontology annotation, molecular function: ATP binding; microtubule binding; microtubule motor activity. Gene Ontology annotation, biological process: microtubule-based movement.
UCAUGACCGUGGCAGGAAUUUUAAACUGACUUUUGUCCUUAUCCUAGAUGUGAUAUCUUAAUAUGUCAGAUAACAUCAAGGUAGCAGUGAGGGUUCGACCCUUACUGAAAUCAAAACGGGAAGUAACAACUUGCUGGAAAUUUCUAAAUGAGAGCAGUAUUUCCCAAUGUGACCCAAAUACGAGACGACCUGUUGGGAAUCCAUAUACCUUUGAUGAAAUUUUUGAUCAAAAAAGUUCAACCUUUGAUGUCUUCAACACAACAGCAUUACCAAUAGUUGACAGCUUUAUCAAUGGCAUAAAUGGCACCAUCUUUGCCUAUGGACAAACAGCAUCCGGGAAAACCUUCACAAUAUCCGGCACACCUGAACAACCUGGUCUCAUACCAUUAUGUGUCGACCACCUCUUCAACUCAAUCGAAAAUAAUAUGGACAACAUGGAGUUUCUAGUCCGGGUGUCCUACAUAGAACUUUACAAUGAGAAGUUCAGCGACCUCUUGGACACGACGGAUAAGUCUCUGAAAAUUCGUGAACGCCCCGAUGAAAAUCAGAUGAGUUUUGUUUACAUUGACGGAGUGUCCGAAGAGAUGAUCCAGGACAGAUCGCAAAUCCUAGAAUUGUUGAAUCUUGGCAACAAACGUCGACGCACUGGAGAGACGUUGGCAAAUAGGGACAGUUCGCGAUCCCAUUCAAUUUUCAAGAUUAUUUUAGAAAGUCGUGAACGCACAAAUGAAGAAGAUGAUGGAAUCGUUCGUGUAUCUCAUCUGAAUCUUGUCGAUCUCGCUGGCUCAGAAAGGAUCAGCCUCACAGGAGCUACAGGUGAAAGGUUCAAGGAAGGUUGCCACAUCAACCUUAGUCUGUCUGCUCUGACGUCUGUUAUUAACAAGCUUGGAACAUUGACUCCUGAUCAAAAAAAUACUGUCCACAUCCCAUUCCGUGACUCAAAACUAACAAGAAUACUGCAAAGUGCAUUGGGAGGAAACUCUAAAACAGCCAUCAUAUGCGCUAUAUCCCCUGCAUCAGCAGAUAUAGAGUUUAGUACGUCAACUCUGAAGUUUGCAACGAACGCCAAGCGCAUUGAGAACAAACCUGUUGUCAAUGAAAUCAUGUCAGAAGAGGCACUUUUGAAACGGUACAAGAAAAAGAUCGCCGUCCUUGAAAAGGAACUUGAAAAGCAAGGUAAUCCUGAUAUAGACAAUAUACGUAGUGAGAAAGAAGAUCUGCAGAAACAAUUACUCGAGAAAGAGGCCAAAGAACGGGAACAAGAAGAAAAGAUUCGCGAGCUCCGAAGCAUGAUCCUGACGAACCCGAGCUCAGUUGAGGUGUCCAAGAAGAUGAAGAAAAGCUUCAAACGCCGUGAAACCUGGUGCCCAGGUCAGUUGAAGAAGGCCGGGCUGAUGCUGCCACCGUCAACAGUUCCUGACUUUGUAAUGCCAUCAUCUGUCCCUCGAAAGCCUGCGCAGCAGAAGGUGAAACAGCGUCGUAGUAUCUAUGACCGGCCGUCGCCUCCUCCAAAGAGGUUGUAUGUAGAGUCAGAUGAUUCAGGAGACUUUAAAAGCAGCGAAUCGUUUCUGGAAGAAGUCAACUCUCUACCCUAUGAGGGUCAGUGUGUCCCCACUGGACCGGUUACACAGCGUAAAAAGCCCCAUGUUAUGUUUGAAACACCAGAACAAGAGGAAAAGCUGUCAUAUUCUAGAAAGGUUGAAGAAUUGCAGCGGGUCAUCGAAAUAUAUAAACAGAUAAUUUAUAGGCUGGGUGUGGAGGAAGAAACACAGCGUUCCAGGGCCGAAGCCUUUGAGGAGCAGGAGUGGGCCCAGCUGGAAAUGUCACUAUCACCUGACAGCCCUCCCCCUAGUGUUGUUAAUAUGAGCAUGACCGCUGGCAUUCAUAAUAUCAGCCUUACAGCAGAAAUGCAGAUUGCCGAACUUGAAGCAUUACGAGAAGAGGUCAAGAAUGUGCGGCAGUUGGAAAACGAAAUAGCAGAACGCCGAUAUCUCGAAGAGGAGAAUGAGAUUUUACGUCCUUUAGUUGACAGAGUUGAAAAAUUGUCGAAAUUGGAAUCGGAGGUCACGAUGUUACGUGAAAUUAAGAAGGAUUAUGACAGCAUCCAGAAGACGAAUUGUGAGGCGGAGAUAAUGGCUCAAAUUGCGCAAACAAAGCUGGAGAGGGUUACCAAUGAGAAGGAACUAUGUGAAGAAAAGAUUCGUGAGUAUGAAGCUGCGGCGGAGGCGCUCGGAGAUUGUGGACACACUGGAUUGGUGGCAGAGUUAGAAGCAGCGAGGAGUAACCUUGAUGCUGAGAGAUUGGCACGUAAUGAUUUGGAGUCUGAACAGCAGGCUCGUCUUGCGGAGGUUGAAAAGUUUGAAUCAGAAGUCGGAGAGUUGCGAGCGCAGUUGGCGGAACGACAAGCAGAGUUUGAAGCUGUGAAGACUGAUCUGGAUGCAGAGAGGCAGGCACGUAGCAAUCUGGAGUUGGCAAAGCUGUCAGAGGUGGAGAAGUUUGAGGCUGAGUUGGUAGAUUUGCGGUCACAGUUGGCAGAACAACACAAGAGGUUUGAUUUGGGUGAGAAAGAGUUACAGAAUUGUUUGGCCGCUGCUCAGAGUGCACUUGAAGAAGAGAAGAAGAGUCAUGAAAUGGAGGUUCAAGAUCUGCAAGCUAGGAUUGCCCCAAUGGAGGCUGAGUUAUUAGUAUUAAAUGAAAAGGUGUCUGCACUUCAGGAGUCAGAGUCUGCUUCAUCGGGAACUUUCCAGGAGCUUGCAAAUGUCAUCAAAAAGGUUACGUACCUCGAAGAGCAGAUCUGUGAACUUAGGGAUGAAAAGAAGGGUUUAGAGGAUCAGCUUGAAGAGUUAACUGGUGAGUGUGAGAGGAGUUGUAAAGCUAAGGAAGACGCUGAGAAUCUUCUGGCUACGACUGAGGAACUUGCCAAGAACCUGAAGUGUGAAAUGACAAUGUACAAAGAAAACUCUGAGCAGGAAAAGGAAAGUUUUAGAGGGGAGCUGAAACAAGUGAUGGAAGAUUUGACACGGGAUAAAGAAGCUGCUGAAAGAGUUGCAAGCAGUCGACUCUCGGAAAUUGAAGAAUUGAACCAGGUGUUAGAGACGCUCAUUUUUGAAAAACAUGCUCUGGAGUCGGCCACGGAGGAGAUGAAAGAAGAGUUGCUCAAGUUGGAGGAACGCCGGGCAGAGUUAGAAGGACUGCAUGAAAGUUUAGUGAAGCAGGUGGUGGCAUUGGAAGGUGAUAACCUUGUUUUAGAGGGCCGUGUUGAGGUGUGUGACUUGGCAGUUGCUGCCCUAGAAAAUGGAGCACUUGAACAUUCAGAAAGAGUCUUGUGUAUUGAGAAACAAGUUGCUCUUCUCAAAAGCGAAAAGUCGGAAUUGGAAAAGCAAAUUGAGGAGUUGGUUACAGGUGUUGCAGAGGAGAAAGACGCUGUCGUAGAUGCAGAGGUCAGUACGGAGCUCACAUUCCUUAAAGAACAAGUUCAGCUCCUUGAGAGUGAAAAGGAAGAAUUGAAGAAACAACUUGAAGACGUCAUUACAGGUGUGUCGAAAAGUUGUGGUAGUGUCUUGGAGGGGAAAUUGCGCAACAGUUUACAGGAACGAGUUCAAUGUUCAGAUCUUGAAAAAGCUGAGCUACAAGCACAGGUUGAGAAGUCUGUUUCUAGUGUGUCUGAGGCCUGUGAUGAGGAUGCAGAAAAGAUUGCUACUUUGGAGAACAAGUUACUUGUACUUGAGGAUGAAAAGGUUGAAUUAGAAAAGCAGGUUGAGGACUUGAUUGUGGGUGUUGCGCCACCAAAGCCAGCGGUACAUUUGGAGAGCGUCGUCUCUACUUUGGAGAACCAGAUUAAAGAUCUGAUGAGUGAAAAAGCAGACUUGGAACAGCAGGUUGAAGAUCUGAUCACUGGUGUUCCGGAGAUUUCAUCUGAGCAGGAAUUAGAUGAGCUGAAACAAAUUGUUGCGAGCUUGAAAUCUGAGAAAAUAGCUGCCAACCGUCUUAUUGAGGAGCGGCAAUCUGAGUUGGAUGAGGUGAACCAAGUCCUUGAAACGUUAAUUUGUGAGAAAGAGUCUUUGGAAAGUUCACUUGAAGAGCAGACGUUGGAGAUAGAGGAGGUGAAACAGGCCCUGGAGACAAUGAAGUUAGGUAAAGAGACAGCAGAAAGUGUGGUCCAGGAACGCGAAGCGGAGAUUGACCAGUUAGAGAAAUGGAUGAAAGAGUCAGAGAAUUCAGUGGAGGAUUGGAAACGAAAAGUUCAGGACAACGAGCUGGCUGCAGCGAAAGAACACCAGGAGUUACGAGAACUUUGCACAUUGUACCAGGGUGAGAAGGAAAGCAUGGAGAUGCAACUCGAGGAAAAUAAAAAUGUGGUGAUUGAAUUGGAAGGAAGAGUUAAUGAGUUGGAGAAGGUGGUGGAAUCAGUCAAAGAGGAGCUGGAGGUAUCUGAGCGCUGCCUGAGGGCCUUGAAAGUUGAAUGUGAGACCUCUGCUAAGGAGAAAGAAAAAGCUGAACAACUGUUGUCUGAGAGUGAGGAUCAUUUGAAAAUGGAGGUUCUACGUUGCGAAGAGUUGAAAACAGAGGUCCGACGUAUAAGUGGUGUCUUCACAUGUUCUGUGAAUCCGAGCGAGGCUGCUGAAUUUGAGCGACAGUUGGCAGAGCAGACAAGCAUGGUUGCUGAGCUGGAAUGCAGAUUGGCUGAGCAGACAACUGUGGCGGAUCAGAUAUUGGCAGAGCAUAAUCGUGAGCUUGCAGAGCUGCAGCAGAGGUUGGCAGAGCAGACGACCGAGGCUGAGCAGUUGCGGGAGACUUUAAUGAGCGUUGAAGCUGAACGCGAGGAAACUUCAGAGCAGCUGGCUGUAUUCAUGAAGGAGAAGGAGAACUUGAGCAGUGCACUCGAGACAAUCAAGACAGAGGCGGAAAUGAAGCUUUCAGAGUUGCAUUCUGAUGUAACGCAGUUGGAGGAAAAGGUCCGAAAAAGUGACGCAACAUCUGAAAUGUUACAGCAGGACUUAGAUGAAAGGAUUGCUACUAAUGCAGAACUUUCAAAUAGGCUUGAAUUCCGUGACUUUGAGUUGGAAAGGCUUCGAGUGGAUAUGGAUGACAUGAUGGCGAUGAACGCAGAUAUCACACAUGAUGAAACUGCCAUGAUGCAAAAUCUGCAAGAAAAGUCUGCAACUGUUCAGGAGCUCCAAGGUGUCCUCCACGACGGGAAACAGAAAUUUGAAUCUCUGCAGAAUACGUGCAAAGAACUGAGACAACAGCUGGAGGAAGCUAGUACCAAGAAAGAGCAGAUGAGGAAAAUGCUGUUAAAACGGCAAAAGCAGAAAUCUUCUGAAACUGUUGAGUCUGCGAUCAGCUAUGAGGAGCUCUUGGAGAAGAACCAAAGGAUGGCAGCUGAUCUAAAAGACAAAUAUGAGUUCAUUGAACGGCUCAAUGAAAAUUACGAUAGGGUUGAUGCGGAAUAUCUAGAAAAGAAUAAGGAGUUAGAAGUGGAGAAGAAAAUUACAGCUGAGCUCCGUCAGCAACUGAAGCAACUGGAAACCGGUCCCAACUCAACGCCAACAGAUGGGGCAUAUCAGGAGAUGGUUAUGCAGCUCACAGCCGAGAAAAAAUUGACGAAAAAGUUAAAUGAUCAUUUAAUCACAAAACAGGCUGUGGUUCAGGGCCUGUUAGACACCCAGGAGCAAAUGGAUGGCGAGAUAAAAGAAAUUGAAGGAGAAUUGACAGAUGAGAAGAAACGGGUUGCGAAACUGGAAGAAAAAUUGAAAGGUGCUAUGUCUACUGCAAGUGGCGGCGAUGACCAGCGAUGGGCCAAACUCUCCCGGGAAGUCGAGGAGAAAAAGAUGGAAGUCGGUGUCCUCAAAGUCCGGCUGGAAAAAGCUGAAAUGGAUUAUGAGCGAAGGCUUGAUUUGAAAGACAGAGAAGUCAAGUACCAGGAGAGUAUAGUUGCAGAAAUGAAACGAGAUCUUCGGAAAUAUUCAAAUCAGUGCAACGACACGAUUGUUGUGAGCGAACCGCAGAAAUCUGCACAGCGCCCAGUGCCAACCAUGGGGGCAGUUGGUGGCAGUGGUAUCAUCGAUUCUGUCAACAACAUGAUGCUGGCGGCUGAGAACCGAAGUCUGAAAGAUGAGUUAAAGAGCAUCAAGCGAGAAUUUGUCAAAGUAAAGAAAGAUAUGGAGGCAAAGGCACCUAAAGUGUCGGAGCCUGUCAAAGAAUGUCCCAAGUGUGUGAAGCAAGCCAAGCCUCAUAGUGAUUCUGGUCCUCGGUUGCCACUAAAAGAUGUUGCACCCUUGAAUACAAAGAAAGAAGAAGCUGAAGAAGAAGAUCCCUACGGCGGGAACUGGGCAGAAAAAUUUGCAGCAAAUCGCCGGAAACAACUUGGCAUCCCUGAAGACGAUGAUGAUCCCCCUGAAUGCACAACCUCGUGAUUCUGGGGAUGAGUGUACCGAAACGAAAUAGGACUAACUGCUUGGAACAUCAUCUCCAAGGUCAGGACUGUGGUCGGGACAUUUUCAUGAAAUUCAAAGGAUUUAUCGCAAUACAUGUAACUAUGUGAAAAUCUUGUUGUCUGAAAUUUACGCUUCCCUGCGAGUCCUCGUAUUGAACUGAUUGCUUGGAACAAUGUUUUCAAUGUCGGGACAGUGCAUUUCAUUGACUGUAAAAGUGGCAGAAUAAAUGGACUGUGCAUGUCAUGUCUGAACUUACUAUGAGAUACAGGGAGCUGGAAAGGCAAAUUAGUACUUUGGGAGAUCAAUCAUGUCCACGUUUCAAUGGAAUUGAAAAGUGUAAAUUUGUAUAAAACGCAUACAUGUAUUUGUAAUUUUAUAAUGCUGAUAAUUACAUACA